Bubalus bubalis (water buffalo) is the source of this 1260-nucleotide messenger RNA. RefSeq names its product FXYD domain containing ion transport regulator 1 (gene FXYD1). Gene Ontology annotation, biological process: monoatomic ion transport; regulation of sodium ion transmembrane transporter activity. Gene Ontology annotation, cellular component: membrane. The transcript is spliced from 6 exons. Gene Ontology annotation, molecular function: sodium channel regulator activity. The record is from RefSeq and is a predicted model, not a curated record. NCBI's taxonomy places the organism in Eukaryota, Metazoa, Chordata, Mammalia, Artiodactyla, Bovidae. Bases 168 to 983 code for a protein of 271 amino acids.
AGUGUGGUUGGGACGUUGGGGUUCCCUCAGGGGUGGAAGUGUGGGUGCAGCUCUACCCUGCCCCUGCUGUGGCGCGUGCACACUGGCUGGGUGUGGGUUUCGCACACUCAUGUGUGUAGGUCGGUUGCCUCACUGAUUGAGGGCACCGGAGGCCCAGAUGGGGACUAAUGUGUGCCUGUGUCUCCACCCCAUGCCUUGCUCCAACCAGAAGUUUGGGGAGCAGGCGUCGUCCCCAUUGCAGCCCCACUGUGCGUCUGUAUGCAUGUGCGCAUGCGUGCAUCGUCCCCACCCCUGGCAUCUGUCUUCUAUCUCAGCCCCACCGGCCUGAGCCUCAUGUCACUCGCCUGGUGCUGUCCGCUGGUGAAAGAUGUCACCCAGAGGCAGGCCAGGGGAUGUUUUCCCUGUUCUCAUUGCUUCCAGAAGAGGAGAAGUGGUGGCCUUUCCCACGGGGGCAGCUGGUGGCAGUGUGGCAGCCCGGCCUCACCCGGGCAGGGUUGUGCAUGACCCCCAAGUGGGGGGAGGAAGGCUGUUGCCAUGGUGGCCUGUGCGAGGCAAAUUCCUCCAGGGUGAAGUGGGAGAUAUUUAUACCCAGGGUCAGGCAGAGAGCAGGCCAGCGGCCGAGGGCAGGAGAGCCGGGCUGUUACGGACACAGCGAGGCCGUGGUGUGCGGGCAGGUGGCCCUUGGGCGUUUCCUGGCUGUCUCGUCCCUGGCAGUGUCUGUCUCUCCACCUGGGUGGGGUGAGGCAUCUGCUCUCCCCUGCCAGGAAGCACCACAGGAACACGACCCAUUCACCUACGACUACCAAUCCCUGCGGAUCGGAGGCCUUAUAAUCGCCGGGAUUCUCUUCAUCCUGGGCAUACUCAUCGUCUUGAGCAGAAGAUGCCGGUGCAAAUUCAACCAGCAGCAGAGGACUGGGGAACCUGAUGAAGAGGAGGGAACUUUCCGCAGUUCAAUCCGCCGUCUGUCCACCCGCCGGCGGUAGAGACACCUGGCGCGAUGGGCCCCAGCCAGGUCCCGCAGCUCUAACUAGGCUGGGGGAGAGAGGAGAGAGGAGGAGGAGGGGGCAAAGGGCUGGGAUAGCAGGCCUGGAGGGCUCUCCUGCCCCUCACCCUUUUCACCCCCACAGGAUUCCCCUGGCACUUGACGCUUCCCACCCACCUUCUGCACGCCCACCACCACCUGGACUGCCCUCUUCCCUAGCCCUGCCCCCACAGACUCUGACGCUCAGAUUUCCAAUAAAACGUGCUUUUCUCUCUUGA